UCUCUGCGGUAGCGUUGGUGGGUGGCGUCAUAAGAAACAAGAGAUCAGAUAUCGCUAUCAAAUCAGUGUUAUCGGUGAACAGUGCACGUAUGUGAUUCGGUCAUCCUGGGAAUGCUUUCGAAAAGGCCAUAUAUUGUCAUCGCCCCCAAGCGAGUGUGACUCAUGGUCGUAUUACGAGUUCGUGAGGCAUCUGGGGAGGGUGUUUGUGUAAUCAUGUGAGCUUGGUGUUGUGUCUUUGAUUUGUAGACGGGGCCAGCGGUGAACAAGUCGAGUUUGCAUCGCUUCACUCAGAAUGGACAUCGGGAAAUGCGGCGCUUUGCACGCGAGUAAAACAUGACAGAGACUCCACCUCUUUUACCAAGAAGACCUCGUCCGUCAGAGCUGGUGGACCCAAAUCAAUCACCACCGAUCACACUGGAAACUAAGGUCCCUCACCGUGUGGGAACAUUCAGGUCAUCAAAGAAAGGGCCAAAAGAAGGCAAAGCCGACACUGAAAGCUCGCCCGCCCCCACUCAAGCAGCUCCAAAAUCUCCAAAGUUUACACCAGAAGCGAUUUUUCCAAGCUUUGCGAACCCGACCUACCUCCUGAUGAGUACAACAAACAGAGAUGGGUGUUCAAGUACGGAGCUUUCGGCGCCGGAUUUCUCAGACACGGACUCCAUCAUGUUCCUCGAGAAAACGGCACCGAACCUGGUGCGGAACGGCGUACGACGUUCCUCCGGCGGAAAGCAGUCGCCGCCCAGGUUUUCCCACGUGUACGAGGACGUCCCGGAACACGUCAUAGAGAACAACCGCAAAAUUGUUGCCAGCAGAGACAUUUUCGAUUCGGUGUCCUUCGAGUCGCCGCUGAACAGCGAGUACAAGCGAGACUCGUCCGAGUCUAGCAACUCCUCGUACGACUUCCCGAGGCAGACUUCUCUCCCCGAGACAUUCGACAACCCGGUGCUCCUUGCGCAGCGUCAGCUGUCGGCUUCCGGCUGCUUUUAUGACUUCCCCACGUUUCAGCGAAGAAAAGUGGCCGCAGAACUUGGGGCAGCCAACGAAGAAAAACGCGACGAAGACGUAGACUUUCAGACGUACGACAUUCCAGCGUCCUUAGGAAGUCCCCCUCCUAGCCUAGGAAGGCAGGACAUCGCAUCGAACAGCCUCUAUGACUUCCCACUUUCUUCCGGUACUUCGCCCCUCCUGUCGAGGUCUCCUUCCGAAGAACACCUCGAUACUCAGCCACCUUCUGCCUCUCCGCCUCGAAGUUCAUCCCCGAAAGAAAUUGUCGGAUCGAGGUCUCCGCCGGCAUUUCUGCAAGCCAAUCUCGAGAACCCCGCCUUCAAAGCAAGCUACGCCUAUGAAGUACCGAAAACGCGUCCCGUUUUGGGUCGCCCCUGUGCAACGGUUGCGUUUCCUCCUCCUCCGCCAGUCAGCCUGUUGUACGACAUCCCGUCGCAGCUCGCGACCUCUCCGACAUCUCAGCUCGUGGACGUUCUAGAGGACAGUCCGGAAGAUUACGAUACAUCCCAGUUCAGCAUGCCCCUCACUCCUCCUCCGUCGUACCCUCCUCCACCUCCUCCCGUCUUGGCACCGCCAGCCGUCCCGCCCCGGAACAUCCCACCAGGAAAUGUUUCGAAGGCGGAAGGACCCAUUCCCGGGUUUCGACCCGUUCCCGCCAAGCGCUACUCCCUCGCGCGACAAUCUCCUGUUCCGACUACUCCGCCUUCCACGGUUCGGCGCGGAAGUCCGGAUCCGAGCGGAGCGCGCGACGCGGAAGAGAACAGAUCUCCCGCCGUCAGCAGGUCGUCGUCGACGAGAGAGCCGACGAGACCCCAGCAGGUCUCGAGACUGAGUUCGAUCGUCUCCGACUCCGGCACUUCGCCGGGGGACGACGUCGUUCCGCCGUUAUGGGGAGUACCGAAAGAAUGCCAGCCUUCGUCUUUCGACAGCGCAAGCUUCGAGCUCUCCGCGUUGGAGGAGGUCCACGGGAAAUUCUCGGACUCUAGCACCCCGUGUGAGAGCUUCGAAUGGAAAGGCGCCUCCUCCAGUCCGACGUGCGACGACGGAGAGAAAGACGAAGACCCUUUUGACGAAGAGCCGCGGAGGAGAGUGUCCGAGAGCAUGAGUUCGUGCGCCGCCGCAUUCACGAUCAGCACCGCCAAGUGGAACGAACAGCGGGAUUUUGCGGGUUACAUUUACAAGACGGGAGCCAAGAGAAAAGGUUUCUUGAAGCGCUGGUCAACCCUUCAGGAUGGCUGCUGGAGUUAUUUCGUGUCGCAGAAGGACAGCCUACCUCUGGGCUCCCUCUCUGUUCAGGACAUCGGCGCAGUUUCUGUGACUGGAAGUCAGCCUUGUCCAGCGAUGUCGGACCACCCUGAGCUGUGGUGCUUCGAGAUCCACGCCCUCCAGUGUCAGGGACGCCAAUUCCUGAUCGGAGUCGAGAGUGCCCCCCUGCGGGACAAGUGGAUCAACAAGCUGACCACGGUCGUGGCACCUUCUCUUCCUGUUGAGCGAAAUGGGGAGGGUAUGAUAGAAGGUGUGAGUCAUGUGGGACGUCUGCACGUGAAGGAGGGCGUCGGAGGCUUCUGGCAGACGACGGUAGUAUGCCUGCAGGGACGUCAGCUCCACCUGCAGGCGGGGCAGGGAGCCGCCGAAGUGGUCGACCUGCGCAAGGUCAUGUCUGUUGGCAAGUCAGGCAGCUUAACUUUUGCUGGAGCGCACGAGGCUGGACCCUCCUUUCAGCUCCAGCUUCCUGGACGAACCAUCUACAUGCAGGCGGACCAUCCUCGUCACACGGAAUCCUGGGCAGCUUCCGUGGAAUGCGCGUGGAGCACUCCGCCGGAUCCUGCCUUCUCGGACCUGUACCUUGCGCCGGACGGCAUACCGGUUGCGAUCGACCGCUGCCUUAACUACAUCAGUACCUAUGGCACGAUGCUUACCGGCAUCUACCGCUUGGCUGGUUCAAGCAGUAGAGUGAAGAAGCUUGUGGAGCUCAUGCAACAAAGUCCCUGGUCACUGCAUUUGACGACCGAUGAUUACACACCACAUGAUGUUGCCAAUGCACUGAAACGGUACCUGCGCUCCUUUCCGGAUUGUCUACUUACUAAGCGGCUCUUCCAGCGCUGGAUUGGGGCAAGUAGAGUCCAACAUCCAGCAGAACGUAGAAAAGUAAUAAAAAAUCUUCUCGGCGAACUUCCCACCACCAAUUUCCAGCUGUUAAAGAAGCUGAUCUGCCACUUGAAAAGCAUCAGCGACCGCAGCGACAAGAACUACAUGCCCAUCCUCAACCUGGCUCCCGUAUUUGGACCGUCCCUCCUCUACGGGGAAGUGCACAGGUCACUCAGUAUUGACGUGCCCACCGCAAGUGGCAGCUUUGAAGAAAAUAACGCUUCCAUGGAUAUCAUUGCCGAUCUCAUCCACGGGUAUUGCUCACUAUUCGAGGUGGAGCAAGAUGAAAUUGAGAAAGAGAAAAAAAUACAAGAAGCAUUGAAUUUAUUUAGGGACUGCAAGGUUACUCAGAGACCUGCCGGUGAUAUCUUAGUCGGCGUCUAUGUCUACAGCAGGGAUUGGGGGCACUGUCUCAACAUGAAGCUGUCCCCUGCAAUGACUGCCACAGAUUUGUGUCGAUCCGCAAUUUCUCAAGUGGGAAUGAAGGAGUCACUCAGCAACCUGGCUGUCUUUGAAAUAGUGUGCAAUAAAGAUCUCGAGAGGCCUUUGCACUACACGGAGUCAGUGCUGGCAUCGGCUCUGCGCUGGGCAGCUUGGGACAGUUUUUAUGCCAAAGAAAACUAUCUUUGUAUCAAGAACAACUUUGUUUACGAAGAAAUUGGCGCUCUCGUUCAAAGUCAUCGGCCGCUAUCUGUGUUUAGUGAGCUGAAGUACGCGAGCCCACGUCAAAAGAGUUUCAAGAAGGUGCACUUUGAGUUCACCCGCGGGAAGAUUACGCAUCAUAAGGAUGCAAAGGCUAGUCAGCAGUUGAAUCAGUGGAAUAUUGAAGACGUGACAUGGUACCUGGGCUGCGAUUCGCGGAGGAGCCCGCCACAUAGGAUGAAUAUCACUUUCGUGCCUCGUCAAGGAGAGAUCAAAAAGACACGAGAUGCACCAUACUUUGGACACUGUCUUAGUCUGCCAACGGAGGACGAGUGCUCCAAAUGGUUGGCCGCCAUGUUGAUAGCGGAGUACCCAACCGGAGUCCUUCCUGCGGAGACAGCACAAAACUUCCUAGACUGAGUGGUCGAUCAAACUGCAAGUUCUUGGCUGUGUUUUGAACUCUCAACAUUAAUGCUCUUGGGUACCAGGGUACAGAAAACGCACCGCGUCAGAUGCAGCGGUCGUGUCCGUCGAAUUAUUUGCAGGGUCGAAACUCUCGAGCUUUAAUACGUGGGUACUGUUUGCUUCAUAUAUGUAAUACCCUGCACUUCAACCUUUUUAACUGAUCACCAUUGUUGCGAUGUGUUAUAGUGCGCUGCGUUCAAAUACGGCCGUAUUGUGGGUCUGUCCCAGCCAUGUUUUGUUCAUGCACCAGACAUGCUGUCUUACUCAUGUGCCAUUCAUGAUGUUCAUGCACACUGACUUUUUCUUUCGUAACCUUUGUUUGUUCUUUUUUUUUUACACUCAUCGUGUCUAUAGUUAGGUUGUGGCGUCACACUCACCGUUGCGCAUCGCCUAUAUAUCGUUACCCGUGCCUUACUAGCGCAUGUGCACUUACAUGUGCAUGUGCACACUGAGCUGGGAGUGGCCCUGCGCAUUUCUGCGUGUAUAACUUACUUGUUAAGCAACAGCAGCACGUGCGCAGCUUCCUUAUUCGGUGCUGUUACUUUAGCUGUGUUUCAGCUUAGCAAUGUUGGCAGCAGCUGAAAUUAAUGUCAUUUUGUCCACUGGGCUUCUCUGGGCUGAUUUAUCCAGACCCCUCAUUACGUCCCUCAAAUGUUUGACACCCCCUGUGCAACCACCACUACAAAGGGCCAUGUACAUGUCAGCACUGACACAUAAAUUCGUUAAAGCUUAAACGUGACUCUAAGAACGGUCCCCCGGUUCUUAUGAUUCUGGAUGCACUGUCGGGUGUCCUGACUCGAUCCACUUUGGAACAAGCGUGCCACACGGUUGCUUCGGCACCUGGAUGAUUUUGGACAAACAUUUGGACGCUCACGUUGGGGUGCGCUAAUUACGCGAGUAAAUACGAUAUUCCGUGUCAACCUCGUAUACGCGUGUAACAAAUGCAGCUGAUUACACAGAACAAUCUGCCGCCGGAAAGGUACCACCACUGAUCUCUAUAGUGUAGGCUGGAUCGCGCAUAGGGUGCUCAAAAGCGUGGUCACCGGCCGCCAUAUUGGUGGGCCCAACGUAUUCUGUCGUCUGCAUUUAGUUCAAGCGGGGCUGCCCGUAUUUUUUAAAAUUCCCUUUAAACUAAAGGGCAUGUCAUGCCAGUUUAACCCGCAGUAAAUACUCCAAAUCAAAUCGCUUGCUAUUGUUUCCUAUGGGAGCAGCCGGCGCCAGUGGGCCCUCCAACAUGGCGGCCCGAAUGCACGCCUCUCCCCCAUCGAGCCCCCUCUCCCAUGCGCGAUCCAGCCAAAUCCCGAUCGAGCCAAAAAGCCGACGUAUCGUUUUUAUGUUUGUCGGCUGCGUUGAUUUGACUCACGUUUGCCCUGUGUAACGCGAGACACUGCAGCCAUUAGCAUUUCUUUAGUCGUCACGGUCGUCUGUGACGUGGCGCUUCAGUUUCGCAUAUCGCCCAUUCAGUGAUUCAUGCUGCGACACUUUUAUCUAUUUAUUUUUUUAGGCCUAAGUUAUUUUACCGACAUGGCCCAAUAUCGACAAGUACGCACCGGCAGGAGUUUGCGAAGCGCGCUGCACUGGAUUCGAAGGCAGCCUCGGUCGCUGGAAUAUGCCAUGUAUACCACAUCGUCGAAAAGCAGCCGUAACAUUAUUAGAGCGGCAGCUUUGUAGGGCCAACCGCCGUGUCGGUCCGUCUGUAGCUUUAUAGGACCACGUGACCGAAAUUUAUUUCCAACCGUUAUUUCCGUUAAACACAAUGCCCACAGAUGCAGCCAAUUUCUUUUACCCGCUUUAUAAUGCGGUAGCUCCGCAACAUAUGGCGUUUUUUCCUGUGGGUAGAACCACCGGUUUCAACCCCGAUAGAACGGUGUGUAUACGCAUCGUUCUAUGCGGGUGAAGGCAUCGUUAUGUCCGUAUACGGAUAUAACGAUGCUUUCAUUAUCACAGUCGGUGCUGUUGUACAUGCGCUAGUUUCACUGCGGUGCCCAUGCGGAAAUGUCUUUCUGCGAUCUUCUCAUGCCUUUGCCACGCCUGUGUAGCCUUUGAACUCAUUGUAACAUUCCUUGUUACGCUAUAGCAGCUCCUGCGCCAUCAAAGUAAAGAAAUGCAUCGAAAAACUGACGCAACAAAAGGCGCGGCCGCGGACUUUUUUUUUCCUCUUUUCUCUCUCUCUUUCAUGGGUAACUAUAUAUGGGCGGGAGGUCCUUGUAAAACUGUGUUCUUGUCCUCCUUCGACCAUAUUUCGAUUGUCAAAAAUGCACAACACCAAAUAGCCAAUGUCCAGCUAGUGUCUCAAGCAGUAGUCAAGUCUUCUUGGAUUUAGUCAUCAGCUUCGGCUUUGCGAAAGACUGACAGUGUCUUUGCUGCGUGGAAUUUGUUACGCCGCGUUGCAACAUUUGGUACAAUGUCCCACGUGCCUUAGAUAAUCCCUACUUCUAGUUCUUCGUCUGUAACGUUGCAGCGAAUACUGGUGCAGGCAGGACGGAAGAUGGUUCGGCUCUCCUGACACCGUUGCACGUGAAUUGUGCCAUUGGAAUUACAUUAUUUUGGUACUCAUGGAUGAGCUCUUGAUAUUUUAUAUAAACUUUUAUGGAUGUUUACACACACAUAUAUGUAUCAUGAUUUUGUGUAAAGAACGGAAACAAAACAAUGCAGCCUUGUUGAUGCACAAGCGUAUGAGAAUGACUGAAAAUAAAUAUAUAGUUUUAUACA
This is a messenger RNA of Ornithodoros turicata, 6972 nucleotides long. RefSeq lists its product as uncharacterized. Gene Ontology annotation, biological process: signal transduction. Gene Ontology annotation, molecular function: phosphatidylinositol-3,4,5-trisphosphate binding. The coding region runs from base 334 to 4215 and encodes 1293 amino acids. NCBI's taxonomy places the organism in Eukaryota, Metazoa, Arthropoda, Arachnida, Ixodida, Argasidae. The transcript has 18 exons. Gene Ontology annotation, cellular component: cytoplasm. The record is from RefSeq and is a predicted model, not a curated record.